CUAUACCCCACCCCCCAUGUGCUUCUUCCUGUCUCCACCACUUCCUGUUUCAAACUCAAUCAUUACAUUACACAUUUCUCAUUUCUCUCUUCUCAUCCUCAUUACACUCUUUUCCACUCUCAUUUCUUUCAAAACCCAAACCCCAAAUAUUCCAACCUCAAAUGUCUAACCACAAGGAAACAACAACUAUCACCACAACAACCGAUCUAGUAGAACCCACUUCUCAAAACGCUAUAACAGUAAAAAAACCGCCGUCAAAAGACCGUCACAGUAAAGUAGACGGACGAGGAAGACGCAUAAGAAUGCCUAUAAUUUGCGCCGCACGUGUUUUCCAGUUAACACGUGAGCUUGGUCAUAAAUCCGACGGUCAAACUAUUGAAUGGCUUCUCCGUCAAGCUGAACCGUCGAUCAUCGCCGCCACCGGUACCGGAACUACUCCUGCUUCUUUCUCUUCGCUUUCUGAGCAUAAACCUUUUCUUCAACCUUCUCCUUUUAUUCUUGGUAAACGUUUACGUGAUGAUGAUGGUGAUGCUGUUUCGGUUGCCGCACCUACUGCUCCGCCGGGGUUGUGGCGGCCGGAUUUUGCUCAGCUUUGGAGCUUUGCUGCGGCUGCUCAAACUCCGCCGGAAGGUUUUUCUGUUUCUCAGCAUAAUUCAUUGUUUCAUCAUCAACAGCAACAACAACAACAACAGCACCAGCAACAGCAACAACAGCACCACCACCAGCAGCAUCACCAGCAGCAACAAGGCUCUAUGGGUGAAGCUUCCGCGGCGAGGUUAGGGAAUUAUCUUCCUGGUCAUCUGAAUUUGUUGGCUUCAUUGUCUGGUGGGAAUGGAAAUUCUGGUCGUGGAGAUGAUGAAGAUCGUUGAAACGGGGAAUUCGGUGUUUUGUACUUUAUUCAUGUUUUUAGUAUAUAUAGAUAUGAAUUAUUGUGUGUGUGUUUUAAUUUUAUGGGUUUAUAAUUUUUGUUGUUGUGUGUGAAGUAGAAUAUUUGUUAGUCAAAUUAGGGUUAGGUUAUUGUUAUUUUUGAGUGAUGAAGUCCUUGAAUUGAGGAGUUCAAUUAGAGUUAGGGUUUUCCUAGGUGGGAAAACUGAUUAGGGUUUUAGAAGAUGGUGAAUUAUUUGUUUAGUGAUUGAAGGAAGGAAAGCAUAUGGAUGAUGAAUAACUAGUGAUUGAAGCUUGAUUGGUAUGCAAAUGCGAGCGUAAUGGAACAGAAUGGAAUGUGAAGAUCGAACCGGGAGUGAUGAGUUGAGUUGUUGCUUCUGUUUCUUUUUCCUGAAUUUCAUGCUUCUUUGCCUCCAAUUGAGCAUUAUUGAAGGGAUUGGGGUCCUUUUGAAGUGGCCAUGGUUAGGAAUUUGGCAUGGCUGUUGGUGAGCUUUUGCCUUACUUUGUUCUUCAUUUCACUCUUUUUGGUGCUCUUAGUUAUUGUUUGAGAGGACUAGUACCUAUAAGACAUGGACUACUGGUUCUACUUUGUAAGACCUGUUUUGAGAUUUUUGUUUAUCAGCAAUUCUUAUCCAUUUGUUAGAUUCAUCAGUGUGGCUCAGAAUAAUGUUUUCUCUUCUAUGUAACUUGAUUGUUGUGGGGUGUUACUGAAGUUAAUAAAAACCCAUUUGUUUCUUUAUUA
This is a messenger RNA of Medicago truncatula (barrel medic), 1627 nucleotides long. RefSeq names its product transcription factor TCP7. Gene Ontology annotation, biological process: regulation of circadian rhythm. The record is from RefSeq and is a predicted model, not a curated record. Bases 162 to 869 code for a protein of 235 amino acids. Gene Ontology annotation, cellular component: nucleus. NCBI's taxonomy places the organism in Eukaryota, Viridiplantae, Streptophyta, Magnoliopsida, Fabales, Fabaceae. The transcript is spliced from 2 exons. Gene Ontology annotation, molecular function: DNA-binding transcription factor activity; sequence-specific DNA binding.